Ochotona princeps (American pika) is the source of this 841-nucleotide messenger RNA. RefSeq names its product proteasome 20S subunit alpha 7 (gene PSMA7). Lineage: Eukaryota; Metazoa; Chordata; Mammalia; Lagomorpha; Ochotonidae. Gene Ontology annotation, cellular component: nucleus; proteasome core complex, alpha-subunit complex; proteasome core complex. The transcript is spliced from 7 exons. Gene Ontology annotation, biological process: ubiquitin-dependent protein catabolic process. The coding region runs from base 81 to 827 and encodes 248 amino acids. The record is from RefSeq and is a predicted model, not a curated record.
CGCGGCGUGCGUGCGCGCGCGCGCCGGCCGUGAGUGUGCGCUUUCGGGCGGCGGCGGCGGAGCUGCCCGGGCGGCCCAGGAUGAGCUACGACCGCGCCAUCACCGUCUUCUCGCCCGACGGCCACCUGUUCCAAGUGGAGUACGCGCAGGAGGCCGUCAAGAAGGGCUCGACCGCGGUUGGCGUGCGAGGCAGGGACAUUGUGGUCCUCGGUGUGGAGAAGAAGUCUGUGGCCAAACUGCAGGAUGAGAGGACCGUGCGGAAGAUCUGUGCGCUUGACGACAAUGUCUGCAUGGCCUUUGCAGGCCUCACCGCUGACGCACGCAUAGUCAUCAACCGGGCCCGGGUGGAGUGCCAGAGCCACCGGCUGACCGUGGAGGACCCGGUCACUGUGGAGUACAUCACUCGCUACAUCGCCAGCCUGAAGCAGCGCUACACCCAGAGCAAUGGCCGCAGGCCAUUUGGCAUCUCUGCCCUUAUCGUGGGUUUCGACUUCGAUGGCACCCCCAGACUCUAUCAGACGGACCCCUCGGGCACAUACCAUGCCUGGAAGGCCAACGCGAUUGGCCGGGGCGCCAAGUCCGUGCGCGAGUUCCUGGAGAAGAAUUACACCGACGAGGCCAUUGACACGGACGACCUGACCAUCAAGCUGGUGAUCAGGGCCCUCCUGGAGGUGGUACAGUCAGGUGGCAAGAACAUUGAGCUUGCUGUCAUGCGACGGGAUCAGCCACUCAAGAUUUUAAAUCCUGAAGAAAUCGAAAAAUACGUCGCUGAAAUUGAGAAAGAGAAAGAAGAAAGUGAAAAGAAGAAGCAGAAGAAGGCGUCGUGAUGAAGCGCCUUCCG